AAAACACAAACGAAAAAAACAACAAACCAAAAAGAACGUACCGGGACAAAAUGUAUGCGAGAAAGCAAUCUCCUUGGUAGUGGUUUGCGCCGCGUCACAAAUUAAAUGGAAUAUCUACAGGAAGCGGUCCUGCUAGGCAUCGAUCUGCUAGUGCUGGUAGUGUGCAGCAACCAGUACUACAAACUCAGGAAAAACUGCCGUGCAUUGAAGGAUGCGCCCCAGCUACAGAUCGAUGAGCAGCUGGCCGACCGGUUACGGAAAGAACCCGACCAGAAGCUCAAAUAUGCCGUCAUUCGGGGAAGCGUCACACCCAUCGGGACGGCCCUGCGCAGCGCAAUGUCCCCCUCGGUCACCGGGGUGCUGCAGACGAUGACCUUAACCGAGCAUCGCGUCGCACGGGCAAUGUUUGGCUUUUGGCAGGAAGAAAAACAAAUCAUUCACGUGUCGGCCAACGAAACACCGUUCCGGCUCGUCAACGGCAAGCAGGGGGUGGAGAUCGUGAGCGGCCUGUCGGCCGAACUGCUCGACAUGGACACGGUGUACGAAAACUACGAGCCCUCCUCGUUGACCGUGUUCGAUCAUCUGUUCGGGCUGUUUUCGGGCGUCCGGCAGAAGGGCCUCCAGACGACGGAAGAGAUGCUGCGCGACGGCAGCUUUAUUACGGCCGUCGGUGAGCUCGAGCUGGACGACACCGGGGUCCGGCUGCAUCCACCAUCGAACGGGUGGCCAAUGUUUCUUACCACGGCCACCAAAAGCACACUGCUCAAGCGCCUGGAAGAGGCAAAGUCUUCCACCCUGCUGAAGGUGAUCCUGUCCGGCACGAUAUCGGCCGUGCUGAUCGUGCUGAUCACGCGCAAGCUGUACAAGCGCAAAAAGCAGGAAUGGGAAGAGGACAAGCUGCGCAAACAGCUGGAACAGUCGCGCGCCACCCGCCGAGCGCGCAUGCGAACGACCGGCCUGGCCGAGGAGCAACUGUGCGUGGUGUGCAUUGUGAACCCGAAGGAAGUGAUCUGCCUGCCGUGUGGGCACGUGUGCUUGUGUGAAAAUUGUGCGCAGAAAAUCAGCCUCCACUGUCCGGUGUGCCGAACGGUGAUUGAAACCAAAGCGGCCGCGUUUAUUUCGUAACUGUGCGCAUUGUAAAUGUAGUUACCAGAUGUUUACUUUUAACUUUGCACCUGACAAUGGCUUACUGUGUGUUACUUACUAAAGAUACGUUGAUAAUAUAUUGCGCAAAGGUUGGGCUCGGAA
Anopheles coluzzii is the source of this 1248-nucleotide messenger RNA. It is a transcript of the gene Mul1, whose product is annotated as mitochondrial E3 ubiquitin protein ligase 1. The transcript is spliced from 3 exons. Lineage: Eukaryota; Metazoa; Arthropoda; Insecta; Diptera; Culicidae. Gene Ontology annotation, molecular function: ubiquitin-protein transferase activity. The record is from RefSeq and is a predicted model, not a curated record. Gene Ontology annotation, biological process: protein ubiquitination; organelle organization. Bases 106 to 1125 code for a protein of 339 amino acids.